Messenger RNA from Phytophthora sojae, 2847 nucleotides. RefSeq lists its product as hypothetical. The transcript is spliced from 2 exons. NCBI's taxonomy places the organism in Eukaryota, Oomycota, Peronosporomycetes, Peronosporales, Peronosporaceae. Bases 1 to 2847 code for a protein of 948 amino acids. Gene Ontology annotation, molecular function: ATP binding; protein kinase activity. Gene Ontology annotation, biological process: protein phosphorylation. The record is from RefSeq and is a predicted model, not a curated record.
AUGAGCAAGACGAUGACCAAGUUCUGGAUGGAAUCGAAAAUCUCAGGGGCCAGUCGUUGGCACUCGAGCCACGAGGGGGACUUUCGCACGGAGGACCGAUUGGCCGACCACUUUGUGGGGAAAUUGCGAGACCAAUGUCGUCAUGAAGUGAGCAACGUGGCUAUUAUGGUGCGCUUCACUCGCAUGCUCAAGGAGCAACUCGAGUCGUAUGAGAGCCAAGCCAACAUGCUCUUAAAGCUGGCGGACACGGGAAGAGUCGUGGUUCUGCUGCACAAGCACGUCGACAUCGCUCUGGAUACGCUGGACAUUCUCGACCCUGAAGUGCGAGAGGAAUGGCACAACCACCUCCUAAUAGAACGUCAAGAGCGACUCGAAGUUUUCGAGAAGUUUGUGAAGGAAGAAGAGCAGUUAGUCGCUGCACUGGGCGACAAGAACCAGCAACUGGAGAUCGUAACACUGCUUCGCUACUGCGUUGAGAAGUAUCAUGAUGGACUCACGAAGUUUGCCGGGAAGGAUGAUAAGUACCGAGACAAGUUGAUGGCGGAGGAGCUGGACACCAUCUCGAUGGUGUAUGACUUGGUUGUCCAGAAGGCGGGUGUUGUGUCAGGCGAGUUGCCGGACUGGUUCGUCACGUCGGAGCACGAGUGGGCGUGGGUGAACAAGGCCAAGCUGGAAGACAGCAAGGAAGCGUGGGACGCCAGAGCACGGGAGAAGUAUAUCGAUGGGAAUCUGAGUGAAGAAGUUCAUGGGGAACUCAACCACCCUCAUCUGCGCAAAUUCUACGGCGCGUCCUACGUCGGCAAGCCGUUUGUUAUUCACGAAACCUGCUUCCCGCCUACCUACGAGAAGGAUGUGUGGCGUUAUGUGUCAAACUGUGCGCUUGGUCUCCAGUACGUUCAUGAUCGCGGGCUUGUGUACUUCAACAUAUCACCGUCGACGUUCCUCUCGAGUUACUCGGAACGACGCGGAGUUGUGGAUGGACUUGGGCUAGUCCCAAGGCACGAUGCCGAUCGGUCGUAUUGCCUAAGACGUGGCUCCGAGUCUUCAGUGAGCCACGACAAGCUCAGGUUUGGCCUCGCUGUGUUUUUCCUGCUUGCUAGCUCUCGCAACUCGAAUUUACCGUCGGACGAACGUGACAAGACUUUGGAUACGUGGAAAUAUGAAUCUACCUCGGAGCUUCCUGGAGUCCGACCGGGUUUCAUCAACGAGGAAGAAUGGGAGAUAUUGCGGGGCCUGUGCGCUAAGAACCCCACAGAGAGACUUGGGCUCGUCGACGCCGGGUAUCGAAUGAAAGUGUUGGUGUCAAAUAGCGAGAUCUGCGCGAGCACUGAGCUCGAUCAAUCCUCCCAAGAACGCAUAGUCCUGAGUGACUACAAGUACUCGCUAAGUAAUUCGAUGACCCCGGCAGAGAUGCUCGAUGAAUGCGAGAGAGCAUGCGAAGACAUUGACGACCCGCACGAACGAGCGAUGGAUGAGCAUGUGCUCAUGCGUUUCAAAGGCAUGUUCGCGCAACUCGAGAAGUCCCCCAUGGAGCUCACACGGAAGCUGUUGGAAGAUUUUUGCGCCUUACUUUGGCGAUUCCUUAAGCAUGCCGACAAAGAUGACUUAGACGAGUGCACUACCAGCACUUCGCAAGCUGUGUCGCGAACUGUAGCCAACAUGAGAUCCAAGUAUCACUACCAGAUCGACCAGCUGAUACGAAGCUCCCCGCUGCUCCAGCCAAGUGGCAACGAUUCGUGCCACCAGUGGCACCCUACAUGGGAGCAGGACCACGAGCACCAGUAUGCGUUGUUCCAGGCGUGCUCAGACAGCCCGGAAAGGUUUCUCGAGGAAGUCACCAAAGAGCACUGGCCAGAGGAGGCGUUGGCAUUUAUGCGCUUUGAAGUGCACAAUCGCGCUGGGGCAUACGCUCCCGAUACUGUGAAGAAGAUGAAGCUGGUGCUUCAGCAAGCUGCAAGUCGCGCGAAAGGAAUGCGGCAGGGCAAUCUUGGCGAGCCACUCCCGAAAUGGUUUGUGAUGAAUUACCAGGUGGAACUGGGAGACUACUUCAGCAAGGGCGGGUUCGCUUCUGUGCACUACGGCAAAUGGUUCGGGACCGAUGUCGUCGUGAAGUUGCUCAAUAGUGCCGGGGAUCGAGAGAAAUUCCGCAAGGAAGCCGACUUGUGGUUCAACUUGAAUCACUCCAACUUGAUCAAGCUGUACGGCGCAUGCUACGAGGGUCAGCAACCCUUCUUCGUUUGCGAGCGCGCAACACGCCAGACACUCGUCGAGUAUCUGGAGCCGACCAAAGGAAGACGUCACGAGACGUGGUUUCGGCUGCUCCAGGCUGCUCUCGGACUCCAGCAUCUCCACGACAACAGCAUUGUGCACGGUGACCUGAAAGGGAACAACAUCCUCGUUUGCGACGGAGGAGCGACAAAGAUUGCCGAUUUCGGGCUGAGCAUUCUUGCGACUCCCUCGUCCACAACCGAAAAAAUCGAGACGACCGGUGCUGUGCGAUGGAAGGCGCCCGAGUGCUUAGAAGGUAAACGUCCUACCUUUGCCUCGGACAUUUACGCGUUUGGUAUGUGCAUCUUCGAGGCUGUGGCUGGGAAGUACCCAUGGGGCACCAUUCCGGACACAGCGGUAGAGCAUAAAGUAAAGACAGGAGAGAUGUGUGCCCGUCCUGCCGACAAGUUCCAAGAUUAUGAGUGGGAAUUGGUCGAGCGGAUGUGCCGCUCGGAUCCCAAAAAGCGCAUUGGUAUCGGCGCUGUGAUCAAGAUCCUGGAGGAUAUCGGCGUCAGGAAGUUGAUGACCUCCGCAGGAAUGAUUGGCCCGACAACAGUUGAUCGGAAGGUACCUUCGUAG